GCGUGAUACGUGACGCGGCAAUGCGCGUGUUCGCAGUCCUGCGGAUCCGCGUGAGCGGCCCCGUCAUGGCCGCCGUCCCCUCCCUCCGUUCUGUACCGCAGUCAAGCGUUUUAGUUCGAGGAGGGACGGGCUGCCGAUCGCCUUCUACCGGUCUUCGUCUCACAUGUCAGUUUUAACGUGAUCGCCGCGCUGCGAUAUUUCAGAAUCAGAGGAAGAAAAGCAUUGUCUUACAUGCUGCUUCCAGGGUAAUGAAGUGAGGAAGUCAUCCUCGUAGCUCACUCAUCUCGUCUCAUCCCUUUUCAUAUACGUGGCCUUAUGGAGAUUUAUGCUGUGAGCAGCACCGGGAAUCAAUGCUAAGGUGAACACCAGCGCGUCAACUAUGAGUGGGGGCACUGUCUCCACCGCGACCGUGGUGCCUAGCAGCUCGCUGCAGGACCCUGCAUUGCCAAGAGCCCCGACACCGGUGGCUGCUGAGGAGGAGGAUGGCGAAGAAGAGACCCAGAACACACUUGUCAAUAGGUCGUACAAGUGCACUGAUUGCGGUUGCUCGUCUCCGCAGCUCCCCGUGCUGGAGGUGCACGAGAUGUCCCACUCAUCCGAGCGGCCGUACCGCUGUGAACAGUGUGGCAAGGCCUUCACUCAGACAUCGGCACUGGCCAAGCACCAGCGAGUUCACACGGGCGAGAAGCCCUACCAGUGUCCUUCCUGCGAGAAGCGCUUUGCCCUCUCUUCGGGUUUGGUGUUGCACAAGCGCACGCACACGGGUGAGCGGCCGCACAGCUGCCCCCUCUGCACCAAGACCUUCAUUUCAUCAUCACACCUCGCGCUGCACCUGCGCUCGCAUACCGGAGAACGUCGCUACAAGUGCAGUGUGUGCGGCAAGCUGUUCCUGCAGUCCUCCCACCUGGUGCGACACAAGGCUAUCCACACUGGUGAGAGGCCCUUCAAGUGCCCUGAGUGCGGUAAGGCCUUUGGCCGGGCUUCCCACCUCAAGACGCACCGGCGGUUGCACACAGGUGAGAAGCCCUUCAAGUGCACGCAGUGCGACAAGGCCUUCACACAGAAGGCCGGCCUCAUCAUGCACCACCGGCUACACACAGGUGAGCGGCCCUUCCACUGCGACGUCUGUGGUAAGUCCUUCCGCUCCUCUGCCCACCUGCUCUCGCACCGGACCCUGGAGUCAGGCGCACGGCACUUUGUCUGCGCCCGGUGCGACCGCGCCUUUCGCUCGGCGGCUGCGUUACGACAGCAUGAGGAGGCGCAUGGGGGCGGUGAGACCUUCCGUUGCAGUGUGUGCCGCCGCUUGUUUGCCCGCUCCGCCUGCCUGCAGCUGCACGUGCGUACCCACACUGUGGGCCGACCUUACCACUGCAUGGUGUGCAACCGGACUUAUGCUAAGAUGGCCACCUUUGAGAGGCACUGCCGUAAGCAUCAGUGGCAGAAUGGAGACCUGGAACAGAGCCCUAAGGAAGAAGAUGAGGAAGACGACACGCAAGAAGAGGAGGAGGAGGAUGAUGCAUUGUCUCCCCCUCUUCCCUCCCCACCCUCAACCCUUUCACAGCCCCCCCAGUCUGAGGUCAACACCCGGUCCAAGACAAGGGCCAAAGCCAAGUGCCAGAAUACCAGCACAGAGUGAAAAAUACCAAAUUGCCAGAGAAAACUUUGUUGUAUCAUGCAGAUGUGUGCUGUCGAGGAAGGCCUCAGAAGUAGAGCCCAAGCCCCAGAACACACCUGAAGAUACAUCUUACCACUUUUUAACCCCCAUCAGAGAGGGAGUGCAGUGUGUUCCUCACACCCCCAGUGCUCCGAUCAAUAACUUCUCCAGUCCAAUUGGUGCAUGUGGAGAUCUGAAAUGUUACAUAAUUUUAAUCAUUUAAAGGGGUAUGUUGAUCUGCAAUGUUAUACACUUGUGUGACUUUUGAAAUGCACAACAUGUCACUGUAGCCCUCUAUUUAUUAUUGUAUUAUAAAUUCUGUAUCCUGAUAGGACAGUUUCCAGACAAAGAUGUUACUAUGUCCCAGUGUUACUAUUUUUAGCUGUUCACCAAUCUCCUAAAUUCUCUUAGACAAAAGGGUUGGCUGAAAAAUGGAUAAAAAAUUAAUAAUCAUAGUUAUAAUUGUGAGCACAGUAUGUUCAUACAAGUCUGAUGUGCCCCCUGCACAAUUUCUGUGUAAAUUCUCUGAAAAAUUUGUCAGCUUCAGAUUUGUUUGAGACUGUGCUCGACUUAUUCAAGGAUUUUUCUAUUUUUGAACUUUAUUACAGAUGCUUCUCAACUUACAAUGGUUCAACUUAUGAUUUUUUGACUUUACGACGGUGACCUGGCGGCAGACAUUCAGUUGAAACUGUAUUUCAAAUGUUGAAUUUUGAUUUUUUUUCCCAGGCAAAUGAUAUGCAGUGUGAUACUCUCUCGUGAUGCUGG
Scleropages formosus (Asian bonytongue) is the source of this 2419-nucleotide messenger RNA. Its product is annotated as zinc finger protein 239. The coding region runs from base 380 to 1636 and encodes 418 amino acids. Gene Ontology annotation, molecular function: RNA polymerase II cis-regulatory region sequence-specific DNA binding; DNA-binding transcription factor activity, RNA polymerase II-specific. The record is from RefSeq and is a predicted model, not a curated record. Gene Ontology annotation, cellular component: nucleus. Gene Ontology annotation, biological process: regulation of transcription by RNA polymerase II. NCBI's taxonomy places the organism in Eukaryota, Metazoa, Chordata, Actinopteri, Osteoglossiformes, Osteoglossidae. The transcript has 3 exons.